Molecule: messenger RNA, 2588 nt
Organism: Aspergillus fijiensis CBS 313.89
Lineage: Eukaryota; Fungi; Ascomycota; Eurotiomycetes; Eurotiales; Aspergillaceae
Product: transcription factor domain-containing protein
Exons: 6
Coding region: 169-2454 (761 amino acids)
Biological process (GO): DNA-templated transcription; regulation of DNA-templated transcription
Cellular component (GO): nucleus
Molecular function (GO): DNA-binding transcription factor activity, RNA polymerase II-specific; zinc ion binding; DNA binding
Source: RefSeq, a predicted model, not a curated record
CUCUCUCUCUUUUAUUUUUGAAUCCCUCCAUCACUUUGCCUACGACUAUCAGUGAUCAACUAUUACCCUUUACUCUCCUCCUCCCUCGUUAUCUAACUGACUUGACUUCACUAACCCCCCCCCCUCCUCCUUUUGUCUCUUCUCUCUAUUCAUGUUAUAGAGAAUGCCAUGUCCCGCCCCCAGGUCAGCAUCGACCGUCUCACACCCCGACGUGUUAAUGUCGAGCCCCGCGAAUCGAUGAACUGUAAAUCCUGUCGGAAACGCAAGAUCAAAUGCAACCGUCUGCGCCCGAGCUGUGAAGCCUGCAAGGUCUUCCAGUGCCCAUGCAUCUACGAUGCUGUCCCCAAGAAACGCGGACCCAAGACGGAUGUCUUGGAGGCUCUGUUGAAGCGUGUCGAUGGGCUUGAGAAACGUCUGCAGGAGGAUUCUCCAAUUUCGCCCGUCUCGUCCGUCUCGCCCAUCAAGUCGGUCGAGCAACAGCAGCAGCAGCAACAACAACAGCAACAGCAACAGCAACAGCAACGACCGCAACCCCCGCCAUUGUUACCCCCAGCCUCCGUGGCCUUUGCGCAGCCCCCACCGCCGCAGAGUUAUGGACUCCCACCUCGGUUACCCGACGCCAUGCUCGACACUUAUUUUUCUCGUCUGCAUGGUAAGCCUUACUGGAUUCUAGACGAAGCCCAAACCCGACAGCGCCAUCAAUUGGGUCAAUUGCCCGUUCAUUUGUCUAUGGCUAUCUACGCCUUGACGUCACGCUAUACCAAUCCCAACCCGGUCCUCGGCAGUCAGGAAUAUGCGCGACAAGCUCGCCGGCUGGUGGACAUCGAUUACCCCUCGAUUGACGGCACACAGACACUCUUGUUGCUCUCUCAAACCUUUUUCGCCCAUGGCUGUGGGAAAACGGCCUAUAUGGUUCUCUCAAAUGCGGUCGCUAUGGCCUUGGCCCUGGACUUGUAUCGCGAGGUCUCCAUCCCCACCCUGCCCGCCUCCGAACGUGAGAUGCGCCGCCGCCUGUUCUGGACAGUCUACACCAUGGACCGCUUCUUGACUUGCGGCUCCAAGCGGCCGUGCCUUAUUGCAGAUCACUCGAUUGCACUGCGGCUACCGGGCGCUGGCUCGGAGACUGGAGAAAGCUUCAAUCCUGUCGGCCCUAACAUUCACUAUUCUCCCGACCGGCGCAAGGGCCCUGGGGGCCCAACUUUACUGGUCGACAUUACCCGUAUACUAGGCGUCACUCAUCGGUAUUUGGCGGCGGGAGGUGUCAAAGGCGACUCCCAUUUUCCGUGGCAUGCAUUGUCCAAUUUGUCCAAGAUCCGACAGGAGCUGGACCUAUGGGCCGCCGGCACGCAGGAUCUCUUUACCUCAAUCGAAACGCUUUUCGGCCAUCCAGAGAGUACACUAUUACUACUGAGCAAGCUGAUCUACCAUCUAGUGCACUGCCUGCUUUACCGUCCCUUCCUUCCCAUUGACUUGGUAGAACUGCGCGGCACCGGCCAGCAUCAAUCCUGGCAAAUUGAGGCGACCACGCUCUGUUUCUCGCACGCCAAUGCAAUUGCCGAGCUAGUUGAAUUGGCCCGACACGCUCCACGCAUUGAAUGGCCGUCACUCGUGGCGUACUGUGUCUGUACCGCCGGCACGGUGCAUGUACACGGCGUGCACUACCACGGACGUGAAGGCGAGGUGUUCGCAUCCAGCGCCGACUUCCUGAAUCGUGAAAUGCAUCAGUUGGCCUGGCUGCGGCAGUAUUGGGCCGGGGUGCAGCAUCAACGGGAAAUGCUACAGCGCAUUGCAACCUGUCAUGCUGACUUGGUACGCACAAUGGCAGCCCGCCCGGUCCGGUUUGCGCCUGUCUUUCACCUCGAAGACUUUUUCGACCGGUACCCAGGCUUGGCUGUUGAGAGCGGACACGUGCGGUUGGUGGAUGGAGAUGAGCCCCUCCCGUUCCUUGACCGACAAGACUUCCCUGGCGGACUCAUCUAUCCUGCUACGGCGACGCUCCCCUCCCAAGGACGGCCAUCGAUAAGCUUCCAGUCGUCGCAGGCGUCUCCACCGUGGGGCCCCGGGCCUGACUUGACUCUUCCGGAAACCAGUCUGGGAUUUUCUCCUGGAGUUAGCAACUCUCCGGCAGCGUUCUUGUCCGAAUCUUCCUUUACUGCUCCGACACCACCGGCCCAGCCACAAUACGCAACGUUCCCAUUCGAGGCCGCGCCUGGCACGGCAUUAACACCAGACGCACCCUCUCAAGGCAGCUCUGGUACUGUCACUGGAGGCGGGGCCGGAACCAGCGACGGCGAGAAAGAUCCAUUCCUCAGCCUGUUGGAGCAAUUAGCAGAGAAUGAAAAUUCUCAGGGCGGGCCCAGUGAACUGGACUUCUUCCUAGGCGAGGGAUUGGACUCGGUCCCUGUGCCCGAUGAUCAUUUGGUGGGCCCAAACAGCUUGCCCGAACCUGAGUGAAAGCCGAUGAUGGUUCUGCAAUUUCGCUCACCUCCUUAUCUGAUAACGGAUCUGGAUAUCUUGCUGGACCUUACCAAAUUACCGCAAACAGUUACCCGGGUCAUGAUAUCAUACCACGUGACUCUCAAAGGGGG